Messenger RNA from Oncorhynchus keta (chum salmon), 2087 nucleotides. It is a transcript of the gene pafah1b3, whose product is annotated as platelet-activating factor acetylhydrolase, isoform Ib, gamma subunit. The record is from RefSeq and is a predicted model, not a curated record. The transcript is spliced from 7 exons. Lineage: Eukaryota; Metazoa; Chordata; Actinopteri; Salmoniformes; Salmonidae. The coding region runs from base 201 to 872 and encodes 223 amino acids.
AACAUAAACUAGCAAGAUACAGAAAACGUGUAAUCUGCAAUUUCGCAAACUAUCCAAAAAUGGAAGUUGGGGUAAACACAAUCUAGUUUUGAAAAUGUUUGGUUGCCCAGCAACGUCCCGGACUAGCCACCAACAUCACAUUGAAAAGUGAACAAACACCGGACGAUUCCAAAACUAGAAAUGAGGAGACAGACAAAGUGAUGAGCUCAGGAGACUCCAACCCCGCCGCCACACCCACUCCUUGUGUGGACAUCCAGGGAGAUGGCAGAUGGAUGUCUUUGCAUAACCACUUUGUGUCUAACAGCAAGGACAAGGAACCAGAUGUCCUGUUUGUAGGAGACUCUCUUGUCCAGCUCUUGCACCAGUUUGAGGUGUGGCGAGAGCUGUUCUCCCCUCUCCACGCUCUCAACUUCGGGGUGGGUGGUGACGAAACACAGCACGUCUUGUGGAGAUUGAGCAAUGGAGAGUUGGCCCACAUCAGCCCAAAGGUUGUGGUGCUGUGGGUGGGAACCCAUAAUCACGGUCACACUGCAGAACAGAUCUGUGGAGGCAUUAUGGCCAUAGUCCAACUCAUCAAGGAUAAGCUGCCGAAGGCUUAUACUCUCGUACUGGGAGUGCUGCCCAGGGGUAAGAUGCCCAACCCCCUACGGGAGAGGAACGCCCAGGUCAACAAGCUGGUCAAGGAUGCAGUGUCCUCUCUCCCCCACGCCUCCCUCCUCAACGUUGACCCCGGCUUUGUGCACUCGGACGGCAGCAUCUCCCACCAGGACCUGUAUGACUUCCUCCACCUCACCCCUCAGGGCUACCAGGCUGUGUGCCAGCCGCUACACGUCCACCUCAAGGGCCUGCUGGAGAAACAGGCUGAAAACUGAAUACCAACUGAUUGAGAACUGUUGGCCAAUGACCCACUCACUACAUCAGAGGUAAAAACCCUGGUCCUGGAGAGCCACAAGAGUACAGGCUUUUAGCACAUUCACUGCUUUUAGUACAGACUUUUGUUCCAACCCAUGAUUCAAAUAAUGAUCUAGUCCUUGAUUAGUUGAAUCACGUUGAAUGUUUUGAAUGCUGGGCUGGAAGAAAAGCCUGAACUUAAAAGGCUUUCCAGAACCAGGGUUGGUAACCACUGCACAACUCUAUUCUAUGGGACCGUACUGUAACUUACCACCAAAAUGGCUGCGUAGAGGACCGCUAAACACUAAUCGGAUCAAAUAUCAGAUUUGACCACUUAUCACCAAUUGAGAUGUGAUUAAGCAGAUUUAAGAGAUUGUCCUUCUCUUCAGUUUCAUUCUGUAUUAUGGAUAUCAUGCACCAAUAUGUUAGGAUCUGUCUUUCCUGGCUGAUAGAUACUUCAUAAGAGCUUCCCCACAGAAAGGUUAGGAGAAUCAGAAAACCUACCAUACUAAAGGUUUGUUUUGUUUCCUCUCAAAAUAUCAACAUUUCCUGUCUUUUUCUCCUCACUUUGAAAACAUCUACAGUCCUAUUGAUCUGAUUGGUUACUGAUCUGAUUAGUUACUAAUAAUAUCAUUUAAAAUCCCUCAAAUUGUGUCCCAUAUGUGUUUAGACACGGCGACCACGGCGACCAUUUACGGUGAUGAUGCAACAAGGCAUCACUUGGCCAGUUGGCUCCACUGUUAAAGCAUCACUUGGCCAGUUGGCUCCACUGUUAAAGCAUUACUUGUUUCCGGUAUCUGUUUGCCACUGUUGCUUUUUGUUACUUGUGAAGAUUUAGGCUGAAUAUGUCUUAUUUUGGCUGUAGAAAUAUGGAGAAUGAAGGGGAAUUGUAUGGUGUAUUUGGAGUGAAUGAUGAGGGCAUUUCAAAGUAGCGCUGAGACUGGUGGGUAUUUGGCUUGGAUAUGACAUGAUACUGAGUCAAUGUGUAUGGAUGUGUUGUAGCUAGCUUAUACUUGUCUUGCACUCUUUAUUCAAAGGCAGUCACCUCACGAGACCCAAGACUCCCUAUAAAGGCUGCGUAGACUGUUUGUAUAUACUGCAAAUGUAGUCCUAACUGCCUUUAUCUUGAAUGUUGAUUGUGGAAAAACUGAAUAUGUGAUGUCAAAAUGCAAUGCAUUAAAACCAAUGAAAGCUUA